Molecule: messenger RNA, 585 nt
Organism: Pocillopora verrucosa
Lineage: Eukaryota; Metazoa; Cnidaria; Anthozoa; Scleractinia; Pocilloporidae
Source: RefSeq, a predicted model, not a curated record
ACAACCUGUGAAGAUCAGCUUUUUACAGUGACAGGAGGAAAGACCCUCGCCAUGGCGUUGUGUGAUGAUGUAUUCGCUGAACCAAUGCUCGAUACAGAGCAGUAUUUGGAGAAAUACAAGCAGCAACUGAUCGAGCUUGACAAACAAAAUCUAUUACCAAACUUGAACACGAAGCUGAAGUAUAAAGUUUACUCGAUUCAAGGAGGCAGUUUUGGUGCCCACAAAUCCAUUGUUCUCACUACAAAUGACGAGCAAUUCGUCUCUGUAGAGCUUGGUUUCAUCAAAAUUGACGGUAAGAAACAUAUUUACCCAGUGACGAGGAAAAUUGACAAAGCUCUGAAGCCUAAGAUGGAAUACCUCGGAGAGAUCGAAGACACUGGCAUAAAUUUAAUUGGCAAAGCAGUUGCAGUGAUGAAAAGUUUUGGGAACUAUUUCAAGUUUUGCAACAAUUUCCAGAACUUCUGCAACAUGUACACCGAGGCCAUUGGAUUAAAACAAGCCCAAACCCUAACGGACGGGGAUAAAGCUGCGAUUAUUGCAAUGAUCGAUGGCAUCAUUGCAUUUCUCUUCGCCCUCAUGCAUUGA